GCAUAUUGCCAGCUAGACAUCCCCUCGCUCUGCAAUGCUCUUCCGGGUACCAUUUCGCCGCAGAAUCAGACGCGAUUUAAGUACGGCGAACAGGUCUCCUUUGACUGCGAGACGGGUUACGCCUCAGUGGAGAACAACACGCUAUCCAGAACCGCCAUGACCUGUCGUACCGUGCCAACACAACAGCAGAGUGGUGUGUGGAUACCGGGACCGUGCCAGGCCUGCGUUGUCACUCGAUGCAACGAAACUGAAAUGCUCGAAAUGGUGCCGCGAUUCGCCAAACUGAACGGGGCACGUAGCAAGCUGACGGAGGAGCAGUAUGGCAUGCUGCAGGUGAGUCAAUUUAACCGAUUCGGCAACGUGGUCGCCUUCAAAUGCGACGAUGGCUACUUUUUCCAGGAUCGCACCUUCCAGAAGUUCAUCGAGUGCGCUCUGGCCGAGGGCGAUACCAAUCAGAGUGUAUGGACAGGCUACAGUGGUACUCUGCUGCCCCUCCCUACGACCUGUACACCAAAGGACAAAAUUCAGCCCACCUUCACGAUUACCUUUGCGAACGCAACAGGAUACACGACAACCAGACUUCAGCCACGUGAGUAUCCCUACCAGACUGUGAUCAGAUACGUCUGCCAAGAGGGUUACGAGACAAUAACAAAGGACGCCGAUCAGAACAUCACCUGUGCAGAGCUGGGAAAAUGGCGACCGCAGCCCACAAGCUGUCUCCACCUGGCAACUCUAAAACGGGAUAUCUGCUGGUUAUUCAACAACAUUCGUCUCCAAAAACGUCUGUGGCAGGCCAAACGCAGAAUCAGGGCUGCCAAGGAAGCGGCGAGAAAGGAUGAACAAGCAAACCAGAGUGAGGCGUUUGAGAAGACCGAGUGA
This is a messenger RNA of Dibothriocephalus latus, 879 nucleotides long. The record is from the annotation of a GenBank genome assembly. NCBI's taxonomy places the organism in Eukaryota, Metazoa, Platyhelminthes, Cestoda, Diphyllobothriidea, Diphyllobothriidae.